ACGCCCUGCCACAAGAUUUUGUCCCCCCCUCCCCUCCCCUCUCUUCCUCCCCACACACUUCCACAUCCACCUCUCUCUCUCUCUCCUUCCGUAUAAAUCCAGCGUUCGCCCACCUCCGUCUUCCUCCCUCCUCGGGCCUCACUCCUCCCUACGGUACGGCGCACGUUAGCGCCACACAGCCGUGCCUGCAGAUACCCCACCACCCCGCAGCCUCCAAAAGCUUUUGUGGUGCCGCAUCAUGGCGCAAACCCUGGUGCUGCUUUUCGCCAUAUGCAGGCUGAUGUCCACCGUCGGGCUGACGGUGGAGCCCGCGGAGCUGCUGCCCCGGCUGGCCGUGGAGGGCCAGUUGAGUCUGGACCCCGCUGAGGUCGCCGCGGCGGCCGCCGAUUUCGGAGGCCUCGCUAGGGCCGAGCCGGUGGCCGUGAUGCGCCCCGGCUCGGCCGGAGACGUCGCCGGCCUCGUCCGGGCCGCGUACGGCUCCGCCCGUGGGUUCCCGGUCUCCGCCAGGGGCCACGGGCACUGUACCGGCGGCCAGGCCCUCGCGCCCGGCGGGGUCGUGAUCGAGAUGAGCCGCGGCCGGCUCGAGCCCCGGCCGAGGCCGGCGUACUCGCCGUCGACGGGCGAGUACUACGUCGACGUCUGGGGUGGAGAUCUAUGGAUCGAUGUGUUGAACUGGACGCUGGCGAACGGCGGCCUCGCGCCCAAGUCGUGGACCGACUACCUCUACCUGUCGGUCGGCGGGACGCUCUCCAAUGCGGGCAUAAGCGGGCAAGCCUUCCACCACGGGCCUCAGAGUAGCAACGUCUAUGAGCUCGAUGUGGUCACAGGUAAAGGAGAGCUCAUUACGUGCUCGGAAGAGCAGAACUCGGAGCUAUUCCAUGGAGUUCUUGGUGGUCUGGGUCAGUUUGGGAUCAUCACCAGGGCCAGAAUUGCACUGGAACAAGCUCCCCAGAGGGUGAGAUGGAUCCGCGUGCUGUACUCGGACUUCGGUGCCUUCACCAGAGACCAGGAGCACCUCAUCUCCCUCCAUGGCGCCCUCCCGAGCCAGAGGUUCGACUACGUCGAGGGCUUCGUCAUCGUCGACGAAGGCCUCAUCAACAACUGGAGGUCGUCCUUCUUCUCCCCCAAGAAUCCUGUCAAGAUAAGCUCCGUCGGCUCCAACGGCGGCGUCCUCUACUGCCUGGAGAUGACCAAGAACUACGACGACUCGACCGCCGACACCAUUGACGAGGUGGUGGAAGCACUGCUGAGGCAGCUGAGCUUCAUACCGGCGACGGUCUUCACGACCGACCUGCCGUACGUCGACUUCCUCGACCGCGUCCACAAGGCAGAGCUGCGGCUCCGGGCCAAGGGGCUGUGGGAGGUGCCGCACCCGUGGCUCAACCUGUUCGUGCCGGCGUCCCGGAUCGCCGACUUCGACCGCGGCGUCUUCCGCGGCAUCCUGGGCAACCGGACCAGCGGCCCCAUCCUCAUCUACCCCAUGAACAAGCACAAGUGGGAUGAUCGAAGCUCGGUGGUGACACCAGACGAGGAGGUGUUCUACUUGGUUGCCUUCCUCCGAUCGGCUCUAUCGGACUCCGACGAUCCGACUCAAAGCUUGGAGUAUCUCAGCCAACAAAACCAGAAGAUCUUGGAGUUCUGUGACGAGGUUGGAAUUGAGAUGAAGCAGUACCUCCCCCACCACCCAUCACGGACCGAGUGGGCUCGACAUUUCGGGCCUAAGUGGGCCCGAUUCGUUCGUCGUAAGGCCCAAUUCGACCCAAAAUUCAUUCUGGGGACAGGCCAAGGCAUCUUCCAACCCUCUUCGUCUCCUCUCUCCCUCCUGUUCCCCUCGUGAGGACCCCAUGGCUCAGCUCACAUCAAUAAGGCAGCUGCGGAUUCUCCCUGCUGUUUGGCAGCCAAGAAAAUAUUACCACAGUUAUCUGACAUGAAGCUGUAAGGUGAUGAAAGAAGUGAGAUAAAAUGUGGGAGGAGACCAUGGUGAUGUUAGGAAGAGCAUGAGAAAGUUCUUAGGACUGCCAUGGCUGUAAAGGUAUAUAUACAUAGAUUGUGUUGUCAAUAUGGAUAUGUACAUAACAAGAGCCUAAACAUUAAAUGUUCCUUUCA
Molecule: messenger RNA, 2106 nt
Organism: Musa acuminata AAA Group (dessert banana)
Lineage: Eukaryota; Viridiplantae; Streptophyta; Magnoliopsida; Zingiberales; Musaceae
Product: cytokinin dehydrogenase 5
Exons: 5
Coding region: 239-1837 (532 amino acids)
Biological process (GO): cytokinin metabolic process
Molecular function (GO): FAD binding; cytokinin dehydrogenase activity
Source: RefSeq, a predicted model, not a curated record